Messenger RNA from Puccinia graminis f. sp. tritici CRL 75-36-700-3, 810 nucleotides. RefSeq lists its product as uncharacterized. NCBI's taxonomy places the organism in Eukaryota, Fungi, Basidiomycota, Pucciniomycetes, Pucciniales, Pucciniaceae. The record is from RefSeq and is a predicted model, not a curated record. Bases 1 to 810 code for a protein of 269 amino acids. The transcript has a single exon.
AUGGUCUUCUACGCAGUCCGGACUUUGAAACGAAGGAACGGAGACAGAUUCAUCAAGGAUCAAGAAAAAAAUUAUAUGAUUCAGAUACAGGAGUAUCAACUAGAACGAUUCCUUGCUUUAUUUAAGAUGGGAGGAUCUGACGGUAAUGGUAUUCUUGGAAUGGACGAGUCCAGCUCAGCAGCUUCUACCGCCAAGUCGCAUGUUAUACGACACGAUAUAAAGCGCGAAGCGGUAAAGGCACUUCUGCCAGCGUCGUCUCAAGUACCGGAAUUCCGAUCAAAGUAUGCGGAUCAAGUCAUGGAGUAUUUCGAGCCAUUGGUAUUGCAGAUCAAAGCUAAAAUGCUUAACGGCAACUCUGCGAAACGGAAUAAACUUCGAUUAGAAUACUUCGACCAUCUCCUGACUUUUCUACCACUCUACCUCUUCCAUGUAGACAUGAUCAACGUAGUCAUUCCGGAGUUGAUGUUCGACGGGCAAGCUACACUUGAGGCGCAAAGACCAAACGCUGGCCAAAAGUUUUUACAACACGCUAUGAAACUUGUUGAAGAGAAUCAUCGCUAUCUGCGGAAUGAGGAAGUUCUUUUUCAGGAUGGUAGGAAAAAGCAUUAUUAUCAAGUCAACCAUCCUUCUUCAUUCUUUUGGGGUAUCGUACAAGACUGGAUUGCAUCAUCAAGAGGAUCAUUGGCCAAUGUAAUCAUUGAUAAAGACAAUAACAAAAUGAAUUCCGUUUUCAAGCAAUUUUUUAAUGAGAUUCUUGUUGGUUUUAUUGAACACCUCUCCCAGACAUCAGUACAGACCGCUACCUUUUAA